AUUAUAGUAUAGACAUUAGUGAUGAUCCAAAACACCAUAAAGAAAACAACUUAUAAGGCAACUUUAUGUCAAAGUUAACCAACAAUAGUCUAUUAUGUCUAAUUGUCUAUCUCAAUUUUCUAUCUUAUAAGACCAAAACCAAAUAUGAUGAGAAAGAAAGUAAGAACUUUGUUAUUCCUUUUAAUUGCUUUAUCUUUAAUCCACCAAACCUUUUCAAUCAUCUAUAUCGAACUUUCCCCUUUCAAACUUUUUCCCUUUUCACACAUCUACACCAAAAAAGAAAAAAGUUGAUCUAAUUUUAGAUCACUCCUCUCAUAGAAAACGAAAGAAGAAAAGAAAAUUAAAUCUUGAACCAAAUUCUCUGUUUAUUUUUUUUCUCAUAUGGGUACUCUGGUUUCUCUCACUACUGUUAUAAUUCUUUCAUGGAUUUUAUUUAGUGAAGCUCAGGGGAUCAGAUCAGCUCGUCUUCUCGAUCUUCUCAUUAGAGACUUUACGUUUAAGUCUUUAGACACCAACGUAGGGACUGGACUACUUCACUCUGUUUCGUUACCGAAAAAUUUCUCCGGCAUCGGAGUCAACAUAGCAAGGUACAGAUGCGGUAGUCUCCGGCGAUAUGGUGCGCAGGUUAAGGAAUUUCAUCUGGGUAUUGGCGUUACGAUUCAUCCAUGUGUUGAAAGGGUCGUUCUAGUGAAUCAAAAUUUGGGAUAUAAUUGGUCAAAUAUUUACUACGAAAACUACGAUUUAUCUGGGUACCAACUAGUCUCCCCUGUUUUAGGUCUUCUAGCUUAUAACGGCGGUUCCGACGUGAAUACCAGCGACCCUUUCGAGGUCGGAAUCAUCGCCGGAGGCAAACCCAUUUCCGUAAACUUCUCAAGCAUCACGAAGCUCAAAAACGAAUCGGGUGUAACGCCGUUAUGCGCCAUUUUCGAAAGUGAAGGGAAGGUGAGUUUAACAAAGCAAGCUUCGCCGUUCGUGUGUUUGGCUAAGAAGAACGGUCAUUUCGGAUUGGUGACAGAGAAACCUUCGCCGGCUAUGUUGGACGGUAAUAGUAGUAAUGGUGGAAAGAAAGAGAGUAAGUGGAAAGUGGCAGUGGGAAGCUCGAUCGGAGCUGCUUUAGGAGCUUUUCUACUGGGUUUACUUCUAGUAGCGAUGUUUGUGAGAGGGAAGAAGAGGACGAGAAUGGAAGAAUUGGAAAGAAGAGCUUAUGAAGAAGAAGCACUUCAGGUUUCAAUGGUGGGACAUAUCAGAGCUCCGACUGCUUCUGUCACUCGAACUAUGCCUAACACCAUUGAACAUGAAUUUAAACCUCCUAGGCGGCACCGUUGACUAAUGUUCAUAUUUGUUAGUUGACUUUUUCUUUUCUUCGAGUUCAUUGUCCUCUCUCGUCAAUUAUGAUUAUUAUCGUAAUAUUAUUUUUUUGUAACAUUAACUCAGAAAUUUUUGAACUUUGUAGUUUGGUUUUGAAACAAAAAUGGUAGAUUUCAGAACCUUCUUUUUUCUA
Cannabis sativa is the source of this 1501-nucleotide messenger RNA. RefSeq lists its product as uncharacterized. Gene Ontology annotation, cellular component: membrane. NCBI's taxonomy places the organism in Eukaryota, Viridiplantae, Streptophyta, Magnoliopsida, Rosales, Cannabaceae. Bases 382 to 1326 code for a protein of 314 amino acids. The record is from RefSeq and is a predicted model, not a curated record. The transcript has a single exon.